CUUCCGCUUUCGGUGGCGGCUCCCGUGGCCCUGGGUGUGAACUGAGGUUUGAAAGCUGCGGGGUGGGAUCCUGUGGCUCCAGUCUCUCCGGCUUGGGCGGAGGCUUAGCUGUUGCGGACCUGGCCCCAGGACGCCUGCCAUGGAGGGGCAGCGGGUGGAGGUGGACGGCGGGAUCAUGGAAGGGGGCGGCCAGAUCCUCAGGGUCUCCACGGCCCUCAGCUGUCUCCUGGGCCUCCCCCUGCGCGUGCAGAAGAUCCGCGCGGGCCGCAGCACGCCGGGCCUGAGGCCUCAACAUUUAUCUGGACUGGAAAUGAUUCGAGAUUUGUGUGAUGGGCAGCUGGAGGGGGCAGAAAUUGGCUCAACAGAAAUAACCUUUAUACCAGAGAAGAUCAAAGGUGGAAUCCACACUGCAGAUACCAAGACAGCAGGGAGCGUGUGCCUGUUGAUGCAGGUCUCAAUGCCCUGUGUUCUCUUUGCUGCUUCUCCAUCUGAACUUCGCUUGAAAGGUGGAACUAAUGCUGAAAUGGCCCCACAGAUUGAUUACACAGUGAUGGUUUUCAAGCCAAUUGUUGAAAAAUUUGGUUUCACAUUUAAUUGUGACAUUAAAAUGAGGGGCUAUUACCCAAAAGGGGGUGGUGAAGUGAUUGUCCGAAUGUCACCAGUUAAGCAGUUGAAUCCCAUAAAUUUAACUGACCGUGGCUCAGUGACUAAGAUAUAUGGAAGAGCUUUUGUUGCUGGUGUUUUGCCAUUUAAAGUAGCAAAAGAUAUGGCGGCGGCAGCUGUGAGAUGCAUCAGAAAGGAGAUCAGGGAUCUGUAUGUUAACAUCCAGCCAGUUCAGGAACCUAAAGACCAAGCAUUUGGCAAUGGAAAUGGAAUAAUCAUUAUUGCUGAGACAUCCACUGGCUGUUUGUUUGCUGGAUCAUCGCUUGGUAAACGAGGUGUAAAUGCAGACAAAGUUGGAAUUGAUGCUGCUGAAAUGCUAUUAGCAAAUCUUCGACAUGGUGGUGCUGUGGAUGAAUAUCUGCAAGACCAGCUGAUUGUUUUCAUGGCAUUAGCCAAUGGUGUUUCUAGAAUAAAAACAGGACCAGUAACACUCCAUACACAAACAGCUAUACAUUUUGCUGAACAACUAGCAAAGGCUAAAUUCACUGUGAAGAAGUCAGAAGAUGAAGAUGAUGCCUCUAAAGACACUUACAUUAUUGAAUGCCAAGGAAUUGGGAUGACAAAUCCAAAUCUAUAGGAUAUUUACCUCAUAAUAGCACCUUGGUGUAUUACACUAAACCAUUUCAAAAAUAGGAGUACUACAAAACAGUGAAUAAGAAGUAAAUUAUUAAAGGACGACUUAAGUUAGAAGGUGAAGUACAGUGUUCAAACUUUGCUGAGAAUACUUCAUCAAGUUAACCUUAUUUUGAAUAAAAGAGUUGGUGGCAUAUGUAUGAUAGCUGAUUUCAAUAAAGUAUUGAAAUAAAAUAUUAUUUAUACCAGAAGUAAAAAAAUUUUUUAAGAUUUAUUUAUUUGAAAAUCAGAGUUACUGGGAGAGGGAGAGACAGAAACACAGAGAGAGAGAGAGAGAGAGAUCUUGCAUCUGCUGGUUCACUCCUUAAUAGCCACAAUGGCAGGGGCUGGGCCAAGCAGAAGCCAGGAACCAGGAGCUUCAUCCAGGUCUUCCACAUGGGUGCAGAGGCCUAAGCACUGAGCCAUCUUCUGCCACUUUCCCAGGUGUAUUAGCAGGGAGCUGAAUUGGAAGUGGAGGAGCUGGGUCUCGAACCAGUGCCCAUAUGGGAUGCCAGCAUCACAGGUGGCGGCUUUACCUACUACACCAUAACACUGGUCCCCAAUUUUUUUUAUGUAAUAAAGUCAGGAUACAUAUUUGAUAGGUAAUUUAUAUACGGUUAUCAUCCCCUUACCUAAUGUUUUCCCUGUUGUGGUUUUAAUUACUCAAGGUAAACUGUGGUGCAAAAAAUAUUAAAUGGAAAAUUCAAGACAUAAAUAAUUCAUCAGUUUAAAUUGUAAGCGAUUCUGUCAUGUGAUGAAGUCUGCUCCAUCUUGCCUGGGGUACGAAUCAUUCCUUUGUCAAUUGCAUCCACGUUGUAUAUACCAUCACCCGUCAGCCAAUAGCUGUCUUUUUAGGUUAUCAGAUUGACUGUCAGUGUUGCAGUGCUUGUGUCCAGCUAAUCUUGUUUUAUUUAAUAGUAAUCCCAAAGCACCCGAGUAGUAAUACUGGCAAUUCAGAUAAGCCACAGAGAAGAAGUAAAUGAUUCCUUUCACUAUCAUCUCAUGUCAUUACAAGAAGAGUGAGUAUAGUACAAUAGGAAAUUUUGAGAGAGACCAUAUUCACAUUACCUGUUCUAGAGUAUAUUGCUUAACUAGGAUAUGGUCUGAGAAAUGCAGUUAGAUUAUUUUCUCAUUGUGCAGACAACAGAGUUUACUUACACAAAGUAGAUGGUAUAUGUUAAUCACUGGACAUGGCCUCAUUUUUUUUUUUAAAGAUUUAUUUAUUUGUUUAUUUGAAAGGCAGACUUACAGAAGCAGAGAGUGCUUCUAUCUGCUGAUUCACUCCCCAGUUGGCCGCAACAGCCGGAGCUGCGCCAAUCUGAAGCCUGGAGCCAGGAGCCUCUUUCAGGUCUCCCACAAGGGUGCAGGGGCCCAAGGACUUGGGGCCAUCUUCCACCGCUUUCCCAGGCCAUAGCAUAGAGCUGGAUUGGAAAUGGAGCAUCCAGGACUCGAACCAGCACCCAUAUGGAAUGCCAGCACUUCAGGCAACAGCUUUUACCUACUAUGCCACAGCACUGGGACAUGGCCUCUUGAUACAAUCUAUCAUAAGUUGUAUGGGGCUGCUACCAGGGAAAAAUGGUAGACUUUUUUUUUUUAAUAAGUAGAAAUAUACUCUAAAAUAAAAAGUAUAGCAUAGUAAAUGCAUAAGCCACUAACAGUCAUUUGUUAUCAUCCAAUAUUAUGUACUAUAUACACAAAGAUAUGACCUAUACUUUUAUAUGACUGACAGUGUAGUAGGUUUGUGUUUACCAACAUCACCACAAAAAUGAGAGUAACAUUAUUAGGAAUUUUGAUAGGAAUUUGAUUAAUAGGAAUUUUUUACCUCUACCAUAAUC
Messenger RNA from Lepus europaeus (European hare), 3110 nucleotides. RefSeq names its product RNA 3'-terminal phosphate cyclase (gene RTCA). The transcript has 11 exons. Gene Ontology annotation, molecular function: RNA-3'-phosphate cyclase activity. The coding region runs from base 140 to 1240 and encodes 366 amino acids. Gene Ontology annotation, biological process: RNA processing. Gene Ontology annotation, cellular component: nucleus. The record is from RefSeq and is a predicted model, not a curated record. NCBI's taxonomy places the organism in Eukaryota, Metazoa, Chordata, Mammalia, Lagomorpha, Leporidae.